This is a messenger RNA of Tachyglossus aculeatus (Australian echidna), 4273 nucleotides long. It is a transcript of the gene SLC17A7, whose product is annotated as solute carrier family 17 member 7. Gene Ontology annotation, biological process: synaptic transmission, glutamatergic; monoatomic anion transport; transmembrane transport. The record is from RefSeq and is a predicted model, not a curated record. Gene Ontology annotation, cellular component: excitatory synapse; synaptic vesicle membrane. Gene Ontology annotation, molecular function: neurotransmitter transmembrane transporter activity; L-glutamate transmembrane transporter activity. Lineage: Eukaryota; Metazoa; Chordata; Mammalia; Monotremata; Tachyglossidae.
AUCUGAGCAGCGCCCCUGGAAUUCCAGACGGCAUUCCAAAGUGGCGUUCCCUUCCAUCCCCGAAGACCCUCCCCCCAAACCUGGGAUGUGCUGACGCCCGCCCCCCCCACGUUCUGGGAAAGACAGAGAGAGAGAGAGAGAGAGAGAGAGAGAGAGAGAGAGAGAGAGAGACAGAAGGGUGGGGCGCUGGUGUGACCAUCGCCUCUGGGGCUGAUCGCCCCCCGGAAUAGCAGGAAGGCCGGCCAACAUCCCACCGCCAUGGAGUUCCGGAAGGAGGAAUUCCAGAAACUGGCCGGGAAGACCUUGGGCCACCUGCACCGGCUCCUGGAGAAGCGGCAGGAGGGCUCGGAGAGGCUGGAGCUGACGGAGGAGGGCCGGCCGGUGGCCGUGUCGGAGCGGCGGAGGCCCGUGCUGGACUGCACGUGCUUCGGCCUGCCGCGCCGCUACAUCAUCGCCAUCAUGAGCGGCCUGGGCUUCUGCAUCAGCUUCGGCAUCCGCUGCAACCUGGGCGUGGCCAUCGUGAGCAUGGUCAACAACAGCACCGUGCGACAGGGAGACAAAGUCCUCAUCCAGAAAGCCCAGUUCGGUUGGGACCCCGAGACGGUAGGCCUCAUCCACGGCUCCUUUUUCUGGGGCUACAUCGUCACCCAGAUCCCCGGCGGGUUCAUUUGCCAGAAAUUCGCUGCCAACAGGGUGUUCGGCUUCGCCAUUGUGGCCACGUCCACGCUGAACAUGCUCAUUCCCUCCGCUGCACGCGUCCACUACGGCUGCGUCAUCUUCGUCCGCAUUUUGCAGGGCCUGGUGGAGGGGGUCACCUACCCAGCGUGCCACGGGAUCUGGAGCAAGUGGGCCCCCCCACUGGAGCGGAGUCGUCUGGCCACCACAGCCUUCUGCGGCUCCUACGCGGGGGCCGUGGUGGCAAUGCCUCUCGCCGGAGUCCUCGUCCAAUACUCAGGGUGGAGCUCUGUCUUCUACGUCUACGGCAGUUUCGGGAUCUUCUGGUACCUGUUCUGGCUCCUGGUCUCCUACGAGAGCCCCGCUCUGCACCCCAGUAUCUCGGAGGAGGAGAGGCGCUACAUCGAGGAGGCCAUCGGCGAGAGCGCCAACCUCGUGAACCCCGUCUCGAAGUUCAGCACUCCGUGGCGCAAGUUCUUCACGUCCAUGCCCGUCUACGCCAUCAUCGUGGCCAACUUCUGCCGCAGCUGGACUUUCUACCUGCUCCUCAUCUCCCAGCCCGCCUACUUCGAGGAGGUGUUCGGUUUUGAGAUCAGCAAGGUGGGGCUGGUCUCGGCCCUCCCCCACCUGGUCAUGACCAUCAUCGUGCCCAUCGGGGGCCAGAUCGCCGACUUCCUCCGCACGCGCCGCAUCAUGUCCACCACCAACGUGCGCAAGAUGAUGAACUGCGGCGGGUUCGGAAUGGAGGCUACCCUACUGCUGGUCGUUGGCUACUCCCACUCCAAAGGCGUGGCCAUCUCCUUCCUGGUUCUGGCCGUCGGCUUCAGUGGCUUCGCCAUCUCCGGCUUCAACGUUAACCACUUGGACAUCGCCCCUCGCUAUGCCAGCAUCCUCAUGGGCAUCUCCAACGGCGUGGGCACGCUGUCCGGCAUGGUCUGUCCCAUCAUCGUGGGCGCCAUGACCAAGCACAAGACGCGGGAAGAAUGGCAAUACGUAUUCCUCAUCGCCUCCCUGGUGCACUACGGCGGAGUUCUCUUCUACGGGAUCUUCGCCUCGGGAGAGAAGCAGCCAUGGGCCGAGCCCGAGGAGCAGAGCGAGGAGAAGUGUGGCUUCAUCCACCAGGACCAGCUGGGGGCCAGCGAGGAAGACGAGGACGAGGACGAGGAAGAUGGGGUGCCCCCGGCCCCCACGGGUCCCCCGGCCCGGCCCCCGGCCCCUCACGGCUACGGGGCGACCCGCUCCACCACUCGGGCCCCCAGCAACUGGGUCUCCUUCGACGACCCCGCGCCCUCCCGGCCUCUCGCCCCUGGCCGGGACUUCUGAGGCAGCCCCCUCUCUCCCCCCAUCCCAGGAGCGGGGCUAGUGAUGUCCUCUGUGCGUGUGAGAGACGGAGCGUCUGAUCGAAAAGGAGGUGUCCAGACACCCCCAGCCCUUCUCAGGCUGCAAUCGGGUUCAAACCACGGUUUCAAGCGCCCCCCCCAUCCUCCCUCAGCUGAUCUCAGGUGUUUCCAGCCCCCCCCAUUCCCCUUUUCCAACUAGUUGUGUCACAGACAACAGAGGGAACCUUUAGGGUGGGCCCGGGCUCCCUCUGUUUCCGCACUCCCAGCCCUUCUUUUGGCAGGACGAGAUCCUCUCCAAAGCACUCGAUCCGAUCGAUGGUUUCAGGCCCUCCCUACCACACCAGGCCAAUCCAUUCCAAGUUUCCUCAGAUGUUUGUGGAGUCUUCCCUCCCACUCUGAAUGGUUGCUACAAGACCUCCCUUGGGUGUUUCAGGGCCCCUCUCAAUUCCUAGCUGGCAGUUUCAAAUCUUCCUGCUCGGGUUUUGGAAGUGUUUGGACCCCUCCCCAACCAGCAAUUUCUCAAGGUCCUCUGUCUCUGACUACCCCCACCCCUAAAGUCUCAAGUCCCUCCGCUCGGGGGUUUUAUUCUCCCUCGGGCAAGUCCCCUCUCUAACUGGAAAGUCUUUUAUUAAUUGUCCUGAGGAGGGGAUUCGCCCCACACUCCUGACCAGCACUUUCAAGUCUCCUCAUCAGUCAUGUCAGGGUCUCUCUUUUCCCCCUGACCAGCAGUUUCAAGUUCUUCCCAAUCCUCUCUAUGAGCCUCUCUGUUCCAGACUGGCAAUUCCAGGGCUCCCUCUAGCCCCUGCCGGGGUUUCAAGGCCCGCCAAAGUCCUUCUUGAAUUGGUCCUGGGUCCAGCCCUGGUAGAAUUACUAUUGGGGUAUUGAGAGAUGUCACCCCAGGCCCCUUCUAGGCCAGCUACAAAUGCAGCCAUGAGGGUCCAGAGCAGGUGCCAAGGCAGUUUAGGUAGCUUCCCCGCACUUGCCCACUCUCCAAGAUAACACACCCCAGAAGGCCCUGGGACUCUGAGCCCCCUUCAUGCCAACUCUCCCAGAGAUUGGGAUAAAGAGGGAGCUCAAGGCUAUAAUUUUCCUCAAAACCCAGGUGGUUUCAGGCCUCCCUCUGAUCCCUGAUGGAUACUCCCCCCAGUCCUCCGAGUCUCUAGCCCCCCGAGACUUAGCAUCCCCUCCCUCCUGGGGGAGUCCCAACUCUCCCCCUCUGGGCACAAACGGAGGGUGAGGCCCUGCCCCCGCAUCCCCACAGCCGCUCUGCUCCCCUGGAACUGACAUCCACCAGCGUUUCUAGGAGACACGCGAGGAAUGACCCUCCUCCCCGCAGGGGAGCCAGUGGCGGGUGCCCUGGCCCAGCAGGCCCUAGACCGAUACCUCUAGCCUCCCGCACCUGCCCGCCUCGGCCUGGUCUCGAGGUCGGUUUGGAGCCCAAACCAGCCAGCUCUCUUUCCUGGGGCCCUCAGGUGCCCCCUACCCUGCCUAUGGUGCCCCAGGGACAGCUACUCACCCCCUUGCAUUUAUCUCUGAGGAUGUUUCUGGCACCCACCCUCAGCUCUGAGGGAUCUGAGCCCAGCGAUCUCCAUUCGUCCUUUGGGCAACACACCCAAUCACAAUGGCCAUUUCCUUUAUGGGCCCAAGAGCCCGCCACCCCUCACCCCUUCUCUGGCAUGGUCUUUAACUCACACUUUCAAAAUGGCCGUUCCCAGUCCCCAUCACCCCACAUCUAAAAUGGCCACCCACCUCCUGGCGGUUUCAACGUCCCUCGCCCUUCCGCCUGCACUUUCUCCAUGGUGGUUUCAAGGCCUCCCACUUCCUAGCACUUUACCAUAUCCUCCCUCCCUUCUGGUGGUUUUAAACCACUCCAAUCCAUUUCCCCCCCUAAGCCUUCACCAGCGGUCUCCAGACCCAUACCCCACCACCCCUUGGCGAGUACCCAAUCCGGGGUGAACGACUCAGAGUCCGGGUUUCCCCCCAAAUCCGGGGAUCCCAGUCCUCCUUCCCCCAUUCCCCUGGGGUCCCUGCUCCGUCUCUGUGUCUCUGUGUUGUGCUCCUGCUCUUGCCCACUUCCUUGUCUGAAUAAAAUGCUGUUGUGUAAAUAUAUAAAUACACCGUCCCAGCCCCCACCACUCCUUCCUUGCUUUGUUCCUGCAGGCUUGGGGGGCCAACACCUGCCCCCCACCCCAAUAACAUGGAUAUGCUGCCUCCCCAUCUCUCAGCUCCAAACACAGAUUCACACCACUGCCUCCUGA